AUUUCAACUUUGCUAUAAAGAUGGAAAACUUCAGUGAAGUAUGCACUAGUGCUUUCUUUUCCACAUCCAUGGAAGAUACUAUGGAACUGUUCAACAGUGAAUUAGAUCAGGAAUUGUAUAAAGUUUGUGAAGAACUGGAGAACCGUGAGCUGUUCGAUUCAUCAUAUGAUGAUGAGUUGUAUAAUCAAUGUUCAAUGGUUGAAACACAGUUUAAUCAACCACUACAACUUGGAAGAGGGAUGAAGCGAACGAGCAGCGAAGAACCCAAGAUCAUCAAAAAACCAAGAACGGAAGAAGAAGCGUCUACCUCUGCAGGAACCAGUAUCGGUAACGACGAUCAAGUGGAAUGUCCAACUUGUCAUAUGUUUAUCAAGAAAAGCUUGGAGGGCUAG
Molecule: messenger RNA, 392 nt
Organism: Helicoverpa zea (corn earworm)
Lineage: Eukaryota; Metazoa; Arthropoda; Insecta; Lepidoptera; Noctuidae
Exons: 3
Coding region: 21-392 (123 amino acids)
Source: RefSeq, a predicted model, not a curated record